AUGACCUCUCCGCCUCUCGCGCACGACCCGAACAGGAUUCCUGCGCCCCUGCAGCGAGCGAGGGAACAUUCGAGGGCGCCGUCGGUUAGAUCAGUCGGGAGUACAGUGGACAGGGAUGGCAGGGUUAUCGAGGAGGUUGGGUCUCCGGGCGAGUCUGUACCGCUUGAGCUGCUCCAGUCAAUUUACCUCAGCCCGAACUCACCUUCGCCCGACACUGGCUCCUUCCCCUCUUCCUCGGGCAUGACUUGGAGCGGCACAGCUCAUCAACGCACCGAAUCCUUCUCCUCAGACCGCUACUCCCCGCACAACGUUCCUGACUGGCCAUCCGCCGUCUCGUUCACGAGCCGUACGACAUUCCCGCCGGUCAAGAAGCUUCCCAAGGCGCAGAAACGGAGGGUACUCGUCACGGGCGGAGCGGGGUUCGUUGGUUCGCACCUCGUCGACAGGCUUAUGUUCCUCGGGCACGAUGUUGUCGUGCUUGACAACUUCUUCAGCGGGAGCAAGUCGACGCUUUCGCACUGGGUCGGUCACCCGAACUUCGAGCUCGUGCGCGGCGACGUCGUCGAGCCGCUCCUCAUCGAAGUCGACCAGAUCUAUCACCUCGCCUGCCCUGCUUCGCCUAAAGCGUACCAGAUCAACGCGGUCAAGACGCUCAAGACCAGCUUCAUGGGCACGCUGAACAUGCUCGGGCUGGCGAAGCGAACCAAGGCGCGCUUCUUGCUGAGCAGUACUUCCGAGGUCUACGGCUCGCCGAGCGUCCAUCCUCAACCAGAGACCUAUUGGGGCAACGUGAACCCCAAUGGUCCUCGCUCCUGCUAUGACGAGGGAAAGCGAGUUGCCGAGGCGCUCACGUACGGGUAUGCGAGGCAAGACGGCGUUGAUGUGCGGGUUGCGAGGAUCUUCAACUGCUUCGGUCCUCGAAUGAGCGCCGACGAUGGGCGACUCGUCAGCAAUUUUGUCGUCGCGGCUCUCAAGGGCGAACCUUUGCAGGUCUACGGCGACGGCGAGGCUACGCGUUCGCUUAUGUUCGUCCACGACCUGAUCUCCGGCUUGAUCGCCUUGAUGGAAUCCGACUACUCCGAAGGACCCGUCAACAUUGGUUCUCCUGACGAAGGCACCGUCCUGUCCUGGGCGUCGACGAUCCUCGCACUCGUCAAGGACCUCCGCGCGACCGGCUCGAUCCCGCCUCUCGCCGCCGGCCAGAAGGAAAGCGAGAUCGAGUUUGUCCCGGCUGUCGUUGACGAUCCGCCUCGCCGCAAGCCGGACAUCACGCUUGCAAAGGAGGUGCUGGCUUGGGAGCCAAGGUGGACGGUCAUGGCUGGGCUGGAGGAGACGAUUCGGUACUUCGCGAGCCAACUUGCGGAGGGAGAGUAG
This is a messenger RNA of Rhodotorula toruloides NP11, 1374 nucleotides long. Its product is annotated as dTDP-glucose 4,6-dehydratase. Gene Ontology annotation, molecular function: NAD+ binding; UDP-glucuronate decarboxylase activity. The transcript is spliced from 7 exons. Gene Ontology annotation, cellular component: cytoplasm. The record is from RefSeq and is a predicted model, not a curated record. Gene Ontology annotation, biological process: D-xylose metabolic process. The coding region runs from base 1 to 1374 and encodes 457 amino acids. NCBI's taxonomy places the organism in Eukaryota, Fungi, Basidiomycota, Microbotryomycetes, Sporidiobolales, Sporidiobolaceae.